AUGGCGUCACAGGUUGGCCACGUCAAGGCCAACGUACCGCUCGUGCAGUGCACCGGCGGUGCCGUUGUGAUUGUCGACCAGCCACGUUGGAUCAGCUUCUUUUUUGGAGACGAGCUAUAG
Messenger RNA from Phytophthora nicotianae INRA-310, 120 nucleotides. RefSeq lists its product as hypothetical. Lineage: Eukaryota; Oomycota; Peronosporomycetes; Peronosporales; Peronosporaceae. The transcript is spliced from 3 exons. Bases 1 to 120 code for a protein of 39 amino acids. The record is from RefSeq and is a predicted model, not a curated record.